Messenger RNA from Lactuca saligna, 1098 nucleotides. The record is from the annotation of a GenBank genome assembly. Lineage: Eukaryota; Viridiplantae; Streptophyta; Magnoliopsida; Asterales; Asteraceae.
AUGAGAUCGACUGAGGAAGAAGCUGUAGAAAGAGGGGUCCGAUUUCCCGCCAAAUUGCAAGAAACUAGUAACGAUUUCCCUCCUCCGCCAUUGAUUUCUACAAAGCAGGGCAUCGUUGAAGUUAUCGAUUUCUAUGAAGCAGGCAUCGUUGAAGUGUUGUUCAUCAUAACCAUAACCAGUAAAAGUAGAAAGCUUUUUACAAGAAAUAUGGCUCCUACCGAAGAUCGGAUAACCUGGAACAACGAGAAUAUUGUAAUAUUUUGUGAUGUUUGUAUCGACUAUAUUGCUAAGAAUAGACGUGGUCAACUGAUGAGAUGGAAAGAGAUAGAAGAUUUGUUUACAGAAAGGAUUGGUAAAAGAUAUCACUCUAAAAGCUUAAAGAACAAAUAUGAUUCAAUGAAAAAAGAUUGGCGCAUUUGGAAAUUUUUAAAAACAGGAGAACCCGAUUUAGGUUGGAAUCCAACGACAGGAAAGCUAGAUUGUCCAGAUGAAUGGUGGGAAAGAAAGCUAAAGGAGAAAGCCGAUGCCAAGAAAUACCGACAUAAGGGAGUUUGUCCACUUGUUGAAGAAAAAUGGGAUCAUUUGUUUGGAGAUGCAACUGGAGUGAUUUGUGUAGCUCCCUCGUUAAAUCAAGAGUUUGGUUUAAUGCGGGAGAAUAAUAUACAAAAGGUUCACCAAAACCAUUCUGAAAUUAUGGGUUUGAUCAAGAAGGGUAAAGACACGAAAAAGGAUGAGGUAGGAACAAGUAUUGAUGAGAUAAUGGAUAUUAUGAACCGAAUAGUUGCAAAUAAUGAUGAUGAUGUUAAGGUUGGUGGAGAUAUUUGGUGUCAUGCGAUGCUUAUGUUGCGGGAUCCCACUAAUAGGGAAAUAUUCUCCAAGAUGCCAAGUGAUGAUGCUAGAUUGGCUUGGUUGAAGUUUGCUCAAACAAGAAAUAUAUUUUGAUUGAAAUAUUUUCUUAGUGAAUUGUUUUUUCAAGGUUAUUGAUGUUAGUACUUAGUUAGAUGCUGGUUUUUUAUUAGAUGCUAAUAUUGUUUAUAUGGGUCUUGCAUUUGAGUAUAUUAAAACCAAAGUUGCAACAUUCCAACGCCUAUCACAUCA